Molecule: messenger RNA, 1245 nt
Organism: Vicia villosa (hairy vetch)
Lineage: Eukaryota; Viridiplantae; Streptophyta; Magnoliopsida; Fabales; Fabaceae
Product: isopentenyl-diphosphate Delta-isomerase I
Exons: 6
Coding region: 32-937 (301 amino acids)
Biological process (GO): isoprenoid biosynthetic process; isopentenyl diphosphate biosynthetic process
Cellular component (GO): cytoplasm
Molecular function (GO): isopentenyl-diphosphate delta-isomerase activity
Source: RefSeq, a predicted model, not a curated record
UAGUUAAUUAAACCAUCGAAUUGACGAGGAAAUGAGAACGGCACAAUCCUUAAUUGUCGCGAUGCUUAACCGGCAAGUGUUUAAAACGAACGUUACAACCGGACUCUUCCCUCAUUCUUUCCCUCCUUCUUCUUCUUCUACCUUUUCCAGAUCUCGUUUAUUUUCUUCGCUUUUCUUCAACCCUAAAAUCCCUCUCUCCGCGUCUCUCUCUACAGCAACCACCAUGGGUGAAACUCCAGUUGCCGUUGAUGCUGGCAUGGACGCCGUUCAGCGCCGUCUCAUGUUCGACGACGAAUGCAUUUUAGUGGAUGAGAAUGACCGUGCGGUUGGUCAUGAAUCUAAAUACAAUUGCCACUUGUGGGAAAAGAUUGAAUCUGAAAAUUGGCUGCAUAGAGCUUUCAGUGUAUUCCUGUUCAACUCAAAGUAUGAGUUGCUUCUUCAGCAACGAUCUGCAACAAAGGUAACAUUCCCUCUUGUGUGGACAAAUACCUGCUGCAGCCAUCCAUUGUACCGCGAAUCUGAGCUUAUUGAAGAGAAUGCCCUUGGAGUAAGAAAUGCAGCUCAGAGGAAGCUUUUGGAUGAGCUCGGUAUUCCUGCUCAAGAUGUACCAGUUGACCAGUUCACUCCCCUGGGCCGCAUACAUUACAAGGCACCUUCUGAUGGCAAAUGGGGAGAGCAUGAAUUGGAUUAUUUGCUGUUUAUUGUCCGGGAUGUCAAUGUUAAUCCAAAUCCUGAUGAAGUGGCUGAUAUCAAAUAUGUGAACCGCGAUCAGUUGAAAGAGCUGUUAAGGAAAGCUGACGCAGGGGAGGGAGGUUUGAAGCUGUCCCCUUGGUUCAGACUAGUUGUGGACAAUUUCUUAUUCAAAUGGUGGGACCAUCUCGAGCAAGGGACCCUUGGGGAGGUCAUUGACAUGAAGACAAUUCACAAGUUAACAUAAAAUCAGAGAUCUUGCAGCAUGCCAUCAAAGGUUGAUAUUUUACGGGCAAAUAAAAAAUGGAACUGUAUGAGUAGAGUUUCUUAAGUAUAGUCAAGUAUGAUUGUCGUUGUUCCUUUCUGUUAUUCGAUAAUAUAAUAAUAUAAUCAGAACAUUAACGCCUGGGUGAAUAUCUUAUAAUUAGCAGAAAGUUGUGUUGCUAAAGUUAAGAUUUUGGUAUGCGUUCAAAUGUUCAAUAAUAAACUAUUUAAAUAAUGUGUUAUGAAAAGGAUGCUCAAUGUUCAAUAAUAAACUAUUUAAAUCAUGUGUUA